AUGGAAGAUGAAAUGAUACCUGGUACAAGCGUGUCAGUCGCGGAUCAUCAAAAGUUGAGGAGGGAAGACAACAUGAACUUGGCUUCAAGAAAUGUAAUGCAGCAGCACAUGAUUUCGAGUAUGGCGUCGGAAAGAAACGACGAGCUUGCGAUCAAGCUAAGCAAGCUUUCUCAUGCCUUCGAACUGCAGGAGCUUUCAACCAAAAUUGCCAUCAAACUCUUGAAGAGCAUAACUACAUUGGCUUUCAAUCAAUCCGUCAAUCAGACUAACUUCACUGUGUACAACUCAACUGGAAGACUUGGAAUGUAUGCAAAUGAGUCUUACAACAAGACAGAGAUCUUUCAAAACCAAGGAAACAUCUCUGCAGUUGGGAAUGAAUCAUAUGAUCCCCAGAGAAACCAGACGGAAGCCCCCAGCUUCUUCCACGAGCAAGUCCAUUCAGAAGUAUCAACAAUACCUGUUAAUGCUGUUAGUGGGGAGGCGAGAAAGAGAAGCGAGUUGCAAGCCGACAUUGCAGCAUGGCCGAAGUCUGAUGAUGUUUGGCAAGGACCUUUGAAAAUAAUCGAGCGAGACAUGAUCACUUGCAUUGAUGACAGCUCUAACGGUGGGAUCGUUGCGAACUAUCGGCCAGCGUCAUAUUGCCUGAAGAACCCGACAUAUUGCAUGUUAUACUGUAGAGGAAACUUCGCAGAUAAGAGCUUUGAACCGACACGGGAGGUCAAGAGUCAAUAUCUUGCUCAGAAGAGACCAAAGGUUCAUAGGAGUCGGGAUGGUGACAAACCGAGACGCUACGAUUGGACUUCCUGGAAGAAGGAACUCAAGUCGCUCAGUCCCAGAUAG
Molecule: messenger RNA, 840 nt
Organism: Guillardia theta CCMP2712
Lineage: Eukaryota; Cryptophyceae; Pyrenomonadales; Geminigeraceae
Exons: 3
Coding region: 1-840 (279 amino acids)
Source: RefSeq, a predicted model, not a curated record